Messenger RNA from Arvicanthis niloticus (Nile rat), 111 nucleotides. The record is from RefSeq and is a predicted model, not a curated record. Lineage: Eukaryota; Metazoa; Chordata; Mammalia; Rodentia; Muridae.
AUGGCAGACAAACCAGCUGUGAGGGAAAUUGCCAGCUUCAAUAAGGCCAAGCUGAAGAAAACCAGGAUGCAUGAAAAGAACACCCUGCCAACCAAAGAGGCCAUUGAAUAG